Messenger RNA from Dermochelys coriacea (leatherback sea turtle), 5888 nucleotides. It is a transcript of the gene NCOA1, whose product is annotated as nuclear receptor coactivator 1. NCBI's taxonomy places the organism in Eukaryota, Metazoa, Chordata, Testudines, Dermochelyidae. Gene Ontology annotation, molecular function: nuclear receptor binding; protein dimerization activity. The record is from RefSeq and is a predicted model, not a curated record. Gene Ontology annotation, biological process: cellular response to hormone stimulus; positive regulation of transcription by RNA polymerase II. Gene Ontology annotation, cellular component: nucleus. Bases 563 to 4963 code for a protein of 1466 amino acids. The transcript has 22 exons.
GGUUGAGGGGGAGGGAUCCGGGCCCGGCCGCGGCGGCGACACCGCCCCUCGCUCGGCCCCGCCCCGCCGGGAGGGAGGGAGACGGAGCCCGAGCCCCGCAGCCGAGCCCCGCAGCCGGAGCAGGGGGCCCCGGGCGCCCAGGAGCCCCACAGCGGGAGCCGGGGCCCCAGCAGCAGCAGCGGAGCCGGAGCCCCUCGGGGCCGCCCCCUUCCGUGUGGCCGGCGGAGUCGCUGUCGCACCCCCGUGAGCUCCGCUGGGGGCAGGCCGGAGGCGGCGGCAGAAUUCAAUAAUUGAUGCUGGUCCCCUGCCGGGAGAGUUCAUCUGAAGACUGCCCAUGGACGAUCGAUGCUUGUGUUUGCUGAAAUUCUAGGAUUCUUUGCUUUACUGUUUAAUUUACUGAAGAGUCCAUUUUUUUCCCAUGAGUCAUCUUCCACCUCUGGAAAGAUAGAGGUGACAAAAGUUGAGAGGAACCCAGUUAGAAGACAAAGUAAUCUUUAGCAUGUACAUGAAUAUACUGUGGUGUCCACCUGUGAACACGACAUGAAGUGCAAAGUAGUUCAACAUGAGUGGCCUUGGGGACAGUUCAACAGAUCCUGCUAACCCUGAUUCCCGGAAGAGGAAGGGGUCACCAUGUGAUACAUUGGCCCAGAGCAAUGAAAAGCGACGCCGGGAGCAAGAGAAUAAAUACUUAGAGGAGCUGGCGGAGCUGCUGUCGGCAAACAUUGGCGACAUCGACACCCUGAGUGUCAAGCCAGACAAAUGCAAGAUUCUAAAGAAGACGGUCGACCAAAUCCAGCAGAUGAAGAGGUUGGAACAAGAGAAAACAGCUGAUGAUGACGUCCAGAAGUCUGACAUCUCGUCCAGCAGCCAAGGAGUGAUCGAAAAGGAAUCUCUGGGACCUCUUCUCCUGGAAGCACUGGAUGGCUUUUUCUUCGUUGUGAAUCGUGAGGGGAGGAUUGUGUUUGUGUCCGAGAAUGUGACCAGCUACCUGGGUUAUAACCAGGAGGAGCUCAUGAAUACCAGUGUCUACAGCAUCCUGCAUGUAGGGGAUCAUGCGGAGUUUGUCAAGAAUUUGCUGCCAAAGUCUCUAGUAAAUGGAGUUCCUUGGCCUCAGGAAGCAACCAGACGCAGCAGCCAUACCUUCAGCUGCCGGAUGCUGAUCCGCCCCCCUGAUGAGCUGGGUGCGGAGAACCAGGAGGCUCGCCAGCGCUAUGAGGUGAUGCAGUGCUUCACCGUGUCCCAGCCCAAAUCGAUCAAAGAGGAAGGAGAAGAUUUCCAAUCUUGUCUGAUAUGUAUUGCCCGGAGAUUACCUCGACCUGCAGCUGUCACCAGUUCAGAAUCUUUCAUGACCAAGCAAGAUACUACAGGUAAAAUUAUCUCCAUUGACACCAGUUCCCUAAGAGCCGCAGGCAGAACUGGCUGGGAGGAUUUAGUACGGAAGUGCAUCUAUGCUUUCUUCCAGCCUCAGGGCAGAGAGCCAUCUUAUGCCAAACAGCUAUUUCAAGAAGUGAUGACACGUGGCACGGCCUUCAGUCCAUCGUACAGAUUCACGCUGAGCGACGGAACGGUACUUAGCGCCCACACCAAGUGUAAGCUCUGCUAUCCUCAAAGCCCAGAAAUGCAGCCUUUCAUCAUGGGCAUCCAUAUCAUUGACAGGGAUCACCACAUGCUUUCUCCUCAAGAGAACACUAACUCUGGAAUGCCCCUUCCCCGUGUCAGCCCUGCGCUGAACCCCAGCAUCUCCCCAGGGCAAGGCAUGGCUCUCUCGUCUGCCAUCCCUCCAUCCAACAGCGGCAUGUUGGCGACCAGUGUAAAUCAGCAGCCAAGCUCUGGCCUCCAUAGCAGCAAUUCCAGCACCGGCCAGAUGAGCUUUGGGUGUUCACCUGGGAAUCAGAUCGGAGCCAAUGUUGCCUUAAACCAGGGACAAGCUGGUCCCCAGAACAACAGCCACCUUUUAAACCUCAGUAGCUCCCCCAUGAAUAGUCCAGGGAUUACCCCAGCACAGUUCAUGUCUCCUAGGCAUCGGGUUAGCCCAGGAUUGGUACCAAGGCCCAGAAUACCAAGCAAUCCUUUCUCUCCUACCAUGCCUACCAUGCAUUCCCCUGUGGGCAUGGCAAGCAGUGGCUGCAGCAGCAGUGGCAGCAGCAACAGGCCUUUCCCCAAUGCCCCGAUAAACUCUAUGCAGGGGCUUAAUGAAGGCCCAAGCACCCCCAUGGGCUACUCCACGCCACCUCCCAUUCUGAGGCAGCCGAGCUCCCAGAACUCGCCCGGCCGGCUCAGCAUGCAGCCUGUAAAAACGGAGCCGAAAGACAGCAAGGAGAUUGCCUCCAUCCUGAGCGAGAUGAUUCAGUCUGACAGUGGCUCGAGCGAUGGCAAGCCACUGGACUCAGGCCUGCUACAUGCCAGUGACAGACUCUCGGAGGGAGACGCCAAGUGCUCCCAAGCUACCAGCCACAAGCUGGUUCAGCUCCUGGCCACAACGGCAGAACAACAGCUGCGGCAUGCUGAUGCAGACACUAGCUGCAAAGAUCCCUUAUCCUGCACAGGUGCCUCUGGGAACCCUCCAGGCAAUGCGUGUCCCUCUUCCCAUAGCUCCCUCACAGAGCGGCACAAGAUCUUACACCGUCUCUUGCAGGAGGGCAGCCCCUCUGACAUCACCACUCUGUCCAUGGAGCACGACAAGAAGGAUACUGCGACAAACGCUGCCACCACCCCUACCUCUCAGAGUCAGAUCCCGGGGACCCCUGAAAUCAAACUGGAGCCAGAGGCCUUGAAGAAAAAGGAGUCCAAGGACCAUCAGCUCCUACGCUACCUACUAGACAAGGAUGAGAAGGAUCUUGCUGCGGUCCCAGCCCUGAGUCUGGAUGACGUGAAGGUGAAAGUGGAGAAAACGGAGCAGAUGGAUCUGUGCAAUACGACUCCGGCCCCGCUGACCAAGCCCCCUGCCGCAGAGGAGAUAAAGCUAGAGUCGCAGGGCCAGUUUGCUGCUGACCUUGACCAGCUCGAUCAGCUACUGCCUUCGCUGGAGAAAGCAGCCCAGUUGCCAGGCUUGUGUGGGACAGAUAGAACGGAAAGCAGCAUGGCUGGUGUUGCGGUCAAACCUGAGAUUCUGGCAGCCCCCCUCCAGCCCAGCGCUGCAGCAAGAACUCCAAUGGGGCUUAAUAGAUUGUCUGAACUGGAGUUGGGAGUCUCAGAUCAACAGUUUGGACAGCCAGGAAUGGGUGACCAGAUUCCAUGGGCAGACAACACCAUGGCCUCCAUGAAUCGAGUAUCUUUGAAUAAACCAGACGACCAGUGCAUCACUUCCCAACUGGACGAACUCCUAUGCCCUCCCACCACGCCGGAGGGCCGGAAUGACGAGAAAGCCCUGCUCGAGCAGCUUGUGUCCUUCCUAAGUGGCAAAGAUGAAACGGAAUUGGCGGAAUUGGACCGAGCUCUUGGGAUUGACAAAUUGGUCCAGGGAGGCAGCCUGGAAGUGCUGAGUGACAGAUUCCAGCCACAGCAAGCGACACCGUCUCUUCUAAUGGAUCAAAAGCCUGGCCUGUACCCCCAGCCUUAUUCUUCUGCUUCUACUGCUAAUCUCCCCAGCCCUUUCCAAGGCAUGGUCAGGCAGAAACCUUCUUUCGGGCCCAUGCCAGUUCAGGUACCAUCGCCCCGAGGGGCUUUCCCCACCAACAUGGGAAUGCAGCCACGGCAGAUUCUAAACAGGCCACCGACAGCCCCCAACCAGCUGAGACUUCAGCUGCAGCAGCGGCUACAAGGGCAGCAGCAGCUGAUACACCAAAAUCGGCAGGCGAUCCUGAACCAGUUGGCAGCAAACUCUCCAGUCGGCAUCAGUAUGAGGGCAGGCAUGCAGCCACAGAUUACGCCUCAGCCACCUCUGAACGCACAGAUGCUGGCCCAGCGCCAGCGAGAGCUGUACAGCCAGCAGCAUCGGCAGAGGCAGCUAAUGCAGCAGCGAGCCAUAUCAAUGAGACAGCAGAGCUUCGGGAACAACCUUCCUCCCUCGGCUGGACUUCCAGGGCAGAUGGGGGCUGCUCGCCUCCCCCAGGCACCCCCACAGCAGUUUCCCUAUCCCCCCACCUACGGUACGAAUCCAGGAAACCCUCCCACCUCCACCAGCCCCUUUUCGCAGCUGGCAUCGAACCCUGAGGCAGCACUGGCCAGUCGCAGCAGCAUGGUGAACAGAGGGAUGAUGGGGAACGUUGGAGGGCAGUUUGGUGCCGGGAUGACCCCUCCCAUGCAGCAGAACAUCUUCCAGUACUCUGGGUCAGCUUGCAGUGAAGCAGCCUGUGUGUUGUUCCCAGGUAUGGGUCAGCAAAGUGAGCCUGCAUUCGCUCCAUCACUCAGCCCCAGCAGCCCUCUGGUGUCGCCGCAGAUCCCUCCUUCGCAGAGCCCCAUGCUCCAGCCAGCUCCAUCGACCCCUGGGUACCCAUCCCCAGACAUGAAGACUUGGCAGCAAGGAACAAUGGGGAAUAAUAAUGUAUUCAGCCAAGCUGGGCAGAACCAGCCCACACCUGCGCAGCAGGGAAUGUACAACAACAUGAGCAUCACCGUGUCCAUGGCCGGAGGAAACACAAACGUCCAGAACAUGAAUCCAAUGACUGGACAAAUGCAGAUGAGCUCACUGCAAAUGCCCGGGAUGAACUCCAUGUGCUCUGAGCAGGUAAAUGACCCAGCACUGAGACCCACUGGCCUUUACUGCAACCAACUUUCCUCCACUGACCGUUUGAAAACGGAAGCAGACGGGGCGCAGGUCAGUAAGAAACUGCUAAGCACAGACCCAUCUGAGCAGGUACAACAGGUUCAGGUGUUUGCUGACGUGCAGUGUACAGUGAAUCUGGUAGGCGGAGACCCUUACCUGAGCCAGCCUGGUCCAAUGGGCUCGCAGAAAAGCACGACAGGUCCUCAGACCCCUCAGGCCCAGCAGAAGAGCCUCCUUCAGCAGCUACUGACUGAAUAACCGCUUUUAAAGGAAUGUGAAAUUUAAAUAAUAAGACAUACAGAGAUAUAUAAAUAUAUAUAUAUAUUAUAUAUUUUUCUGAGAUUUUUGAUAUCUCAAACUGCAGCCAUUCUUCAGCUCGUAGUGUUUGGAGCAAAAGUUUUUUUGUUUUGGGGUUGUUAUUUUCUUUUUGUCCUUCGGGUGGUUUUUGUUUGUUUGUUUGUUUGUUUUUGUAAAAGGCCUUGGAUGUUGGCAAAGCGACAAGGCAGGACAGUCGGUUUCUUGAGCCAAAAUUACAGAUGAUUCUUAUUUUUGUAAUCAGUUGCUGGUAUCUUACUCCAGACGAAGGUUUCUCGGGGAAGUGGGGAAGGGGAUGGAGGAAGAAGCGAGUUGAAAGAGACUGCUUCGGAAGGAGGAAGAUCAUCUCAGUUUCAGCUGGAUCUGUCACUGAUUCGUGUCUCAGCCCAGUGGGAAGGUGGGGAAUUGACACCAGACUUCUAUCAGAAAGGCUGUUUUUAUUCAUGCUUAAAAAACCCAAACACCUUUUCUCCCCUCUGCCCCAGUCCGCUUGUGCGUACAAUCAGCUUUUUCUAGCAAUCGUGAGUUUGUCAGUUUUAAAGAAAAACAGAGUAUUUUGACCCACCAUUUUCCCCAUGUUUUAUGCUGGUGUUUAAAGCCUCCUAGUGAGAGAGGCCACAAUGUGUAUAUUGCAUCGGGGGAAAACAAUAAUAAAAAGACAAAAAAAAAGAACAGUUUGGGGGGGAAAGCUGCAAUAAUUUUUAGGGGAAGGAUGGGGAGGAGGGGGGACGGUUCUGUCAAUUGUAGAUAAAAAAUUUUCUGAUUAAAUAUUAAAUAAAAUUAAGCAGUUUUUUUCUGCUUUGAUUGUGCUUAACAGCUGAGGUAGCUUAAACUAUUUAAAAUAAUAAUAAAAAUAAUGAAAAUUCAA